Messenger RNA from Emiliania huxleyi CCMP1516, 762 nucleotides. It is a transcript of the gene RAN-1, whose product is annotated as RAN, ras superfamily GTPase. Gene Ontology annotation, cellular component: nucleus; cytoplasm. Gene Ontology annotation, biological process: protein import into nucleus; ribosomal subunit export from nucleus. Lineage: Eukaryota; Haptophyta; Isochrysidales; Noelaerhabdaceae. The annotation marks the transcript as partial. The record is from RefSeq and is a predicted model, not a curated record. The transcript has 4 exons. Gene Ontology annotation, molecular function: GTP binding; GTPase activity.
CUGGUGCUGGUUGGCGACGGCGGCGUUGGCAAAACCACCUUUGUCAAGCGCCACCAGACCGGCGAGUUUGAGAAGAAGUAUGUCGCGACGCUCGGUGUGGAGGUGCACCCGCUCCGAUUCCACACGAACCGCGGCGAGCUGGUCUUCAACGUGUGGGACACGGCGGGGCAGGAGAAGUUUGGCGGGUUGCGCGACGGGUACUACAUCCAGGGCCAGUGCGCCAUCAUGAUGUUUGACGUCACCUCGCGCAUCACCUACAAGAAUGUUCCCAACUGGCACCGGGACCUGGUGCGCGUGUGCGACAACAUUCCGAUCGUGCUUGUGGGCAACAAGGUGGACGUGAAGGAGCGCAAGGUGAAGGCGAAGCAGAUCACCUUCCACCGCAAGAAGAACCUGCAGUACUACGACAUAUCCGCAAAGUCAAACUACAACUUCGAGAAGCCCUUCCUCUGGCUUGCGCGGAAGCUCUGCGGCGACCCGCAGCUCGUCUUUGUCGAGUCGCCAGCGCUCGCGCCGCCGGAGAUCCAGAUCGACCAGCAGGUCGCGCAGCAGUACCAGCAGGAGCUCGACGCCGCCGCCAUGGCGCCGCUCCCCGACGAGGACGAGGACUUGUAGACGCGCCGCCGCCGCGGCCGCAGCGGCGCUGCGGACCGCACCACUGCACCACUUACCUGACGUGCCCGGGCACGACCGUACAUGGGGGAGUCGGGGGGGAGGGGGGGGGUCUCUGGGCUCCGCAAAGCGCGCCGAAGCCCACGGAGG